This is a messenger RNA of Anguilla rostrata (American eel), 2643 nucleotides long. RefSeq lists its product as uncharacterized. NCBI's taxonomy places the organism in Eukaryota, Metazoa, Chordata, Actinopteri, Anguilliformes, Anguillidae. The record is from RefSeq and is a predicted model, not a curated record. The transcript is spliced from 13 exons. Bases 55 to 2214 code for a protein of 719 amino acids. Gene Ontology annotation, cellular component: cell surface.
UGCAAGGCAUUUCAGCCGAAGAGAACGUAUUGUAAAGUGUGGUCUAUUGACAGGAUGAGUCUGUGUACUACACUGCUGCUCAGCUUUCUGGUCGUUCAGACCCACACCUUUGACUUCCAGGGUGGACUGAUGACUUUUAUGCCUGUGAAACGACACUCGAAUGGAACUAUUUCAGUGAGCUUCCACUACAAAGAGUCUUACAGAGGGCCGUGUGCACACCAGCUCUCCUGGGGCUGUGGAAGUGGAGACUGUGGGCAGACCAUUCUUGCUGGAGUGACAGACGCAGACAAGGAUGUCUCAGACCAGCGCCUCUGGUGUCAAUCUGAGGGUCUCAUUCUGAGAAGUCUUCCAAGUGAUGAACCAUUCACACUGAGAGACACAGGUUGUUGCUGGGUUUCUAAUCUCAAUAAUGCAGUAGAUUGGACACUGGUCACCACAGUGGAUAUGGGGACGCGCUCUGACACCCACAACCUCAACAAAUCUCCUGUCAUGACAACUGUUCCAACUAUCAGAAUUGCCCAAAAUUGUUUCACAACAUUCCCACUUCUGUCCCAUGAUCCGGACGGGGAUCAAGUCAGAUGCCGGUUUGAACAAGCCAACACGUGUGAGAAGAAUUCCUGCCUUCAACAUCCAAACUUCACUCUCAAUGAGACUCUCUGUACUCUACAAAUGAACAACACACCAAGUAUAGGCGUGCACGUGUUUAAAAUGGUGGUGGAAGAUUACCCAACUCAAGCCAUAACAUUGUCAUACAGUAAUGGGGACUCUUCUGUCAGAAAUCCACUGGAUUUGUCUGUGAACAACAGCAACCUUGUUCCUCUCAGCCAACUACCUUUGCACUUUGCAGUUGAGAUUGGCUCCCCGUUGGCGACCUGUGGCUCUGGAGUUGUGAGGCCUCAGUUCCUGUUUCCCACCCCUGUACAUGGAGAUGUCCACUAUGCUGUUCUGGGCCAACCACUCACCCUCACCCUGCGAGCACAAGCAACAGAUUCCCUGAUAUAUGACUUUCAGCUCAGUGGACCUUACAACAUGACUAAGAACUCAUUCCAGAAUGACAGCAAUGGAAUUGUCCAAGUGUAUGUAACCUGGACGCCUCAGGAGAAUGAUGUUUUCCAGCACCUUCCUGUUUGCUUCACUGCAGAGACGAGGGAGAGUCAAUCUGAGAUGAGAUGCAUCGUUGUGAUCGUUGAAAGGGACACUCUGUUGUCAGUUGAUGCUGACAUCUCCUGCAUGGAUAGCACAAUAUCCAUGACUCUGCCUAAGGACAGAAUGCAGGGAGUGGAGGCCAGCCAACUACACCUAAAGGACCCAACCUGCUCCCUCUAUUCCAAUGAAACCCACAUAAUGGCCACUUUCUCCCUCAGCUCCUGUGGAACACAGAUCUUGGAUAAUGGUGACCACAUCAUGUUCAAAAAUGAGAUCAACUCUGUCAAGGAGACCUCAGUCAUAACCAGGAGGAAUCUUGUCAAGAUCCCCUUCUCGUGCAGCUAUCCCAAACAGGCUUACGUUUCGGCCAACUUCAGGAAUCACAAAUCCGAUUAUGUGUUCACCGAGACAGGCUUUGGCAGCUUCAGCUUCUCCUUUGAUUUCUAUACUGACAAUACUUUCCAGAGCAAAAUUGCCCCUACCUCUUAUCCUGUAGAAGUGAAGCUGCUGGAUAAGAUUCACGUGGGCAUCCAUGGUCAUUCCUCUCUCUCAAAUCUCGUGCUGUUUGUGGACUCCUGCAAGGCCACCCCAGACGACAACCCAAACAACGCUUUGUUUUACGACAUCAUCAAAAAUGGCUGCGCAUUGGAUGAAACCCUCAUCAUUUCCCCAGGAAAUAAAACUGAGUUCAAGUUUGAAAUUCAAGCUUUCAAAUUCAGUGGAGAGUUUGAAGAGGUGUACAUCAGCUGCAGUGUGAUCAUGUGUGAUGCUACCAGCUCCCAGUCCAGGUGCGCGCAGGGCUGUGUGUCCAACCCAAUCAGUCGACGCAAACGGGAGCUGCUCUUCCAGACACACAAGCACAUCAUCACCCAGGGGCCACUGCAGCUGCAGAGGCACACCAGUUCCAUUUCAGACAGAAGCUCCAGUGCUAACCAGAGCUUAAACGCAGGCACCCUGGUCUUCGCUGGGCUAUUUGUUGCAGCAGUACUCGUGCUAGCUGGAGUGAUGGUCUACUACCGGAGGAGUAUCAAGCCACUUGACCGCACCUAUCUCCUGUCCUCAUCUUAGCCAAGUCACAGGCAUGAUGGGAUUGGAUUCCUGCACUUGGGAUGUAAGAAAAGGCUCUGAAAGCACAAUGGUAUUGGGUUUGCGUACAGGAUUAUAAAACAAAGAAAAAAAUACUACUUAUUUUACACUGCUUACAUAAUUUUCUUAUGAAGUACAGACGUUCUCUUUAUAAUGAGCAUACAAGAGCACUUAAAUUAGCAUUAUAAUCAGGUAGGGUAGUUUAUAAGACAGGCCAUUACUUAAAAUAAAGUUCAAUGGGCCUGUUUGAAUUUUAUUUCUUGCUUACAGUAAAUUGACACAUAAAGGAAAGUAAUAAAUAGUGAAGUAUGUGCAGUGGAACUGAAAUUAACAAGCCAAACUUUUAAUACUCACUUUUCCUGCAACUUUGGGAAUAUGAAGUACGCUAAUAAAUAAAUACUAUUUACUCAG